This is a messenger RNA of Puntigrus tetrazona (Sumatra barb), 11480 nucleotides long. It is a transcript of the gene ptchd4, whose product is annotated as patched domain containing 4. The record is from RefSeq and is a predicted model, not a curated record. The transcript is spliced from 3 exons. The coding region runs from base 1129 to 3873 and encodes 914 amino acids. Gene Ontology annotation, cellular component: membrane. NCBI's taxonomy places the organism in Eukaryota, Metazoa, Chordata, Actinopteri, Cypriniformes, Cyprinidae.
GUUUGGUAAAAUAAGGAUCUUUUUCUAAUACGGGAGCUAUUUUGGGACUAUUUUUAAUCUAUUUUUGGUUGUGACAGUGUUCCGCUGUGCUCACCGUGUAUAAAAGAGGCUUCUUCUCCACAAAGAAACAAAACGUAAAGCUUUUAACAGAGAAGGAAAGUUUUAUUUCUCAAGAUUUCAAGUAGUCAGAAGUCUUCUAACUGAAGAAUCACCCCCAGGCUCUGAGAUGUUACAGUUAUUACAAAUGAGAGAGAGCUUGAUUCAAAGUUGAGUUAGAGAAUGAAUUUUAGCACGAAAUUAAAAAUGAUUUAUUAUGAGCCACAAUGAAGCGAUAAGCUACUCUAAAUAGUGUCAGAAAUGGUCAAAGCAGGCUACUUCCGAAUAAUAGAAACGAACUGCGUACUGUUGCUAUGGUUACCUCAAUCGCGACUUGUUAGAAGCGUCUAUUGGUUGUUCUCGCGCAACUUUUGUGGUAAAAUGCGUGAACAUAAAUACUUGUACUAUUAGUGUAGGUUAACGUUUAUUAGUAGGCCUACAUUAACUUUCUAUGGUUUCCCUCGUGGUGAAUGAGUCACUCCAUCAGCAAACUCCUAAGGACUUCGAUAUGAGCAGCCUCGUAUAUUCAGGUCUGCAAAGCAACGUUAUUUUUAGCAUGUCUGCAUUGUAACUGCAUUUGGCCUUGCGCGUGGACUGCCGCCCUUAGCUUUAAAAUGGGAAUGCCUCAUUCAUUAGUAAUCGAGUGGCUAUUUCGAGAGGUGAGUCCGCGAUCGUGAAGGGCUUUGAAUCGCGCGUGUUCUUAAAAAUGAGCCCCCACCCUCCCUGCCAUCCAGCGUUUCCCCGUCGUGCCUCCUUCCAUGCACACAGCAGCACAUGGUUACAAUCAAGCCCAUAAAUCAGGCGCCUCCGAUCGAAUAGUCCGAAUUAAGCACACAUGCACAUCAGACUGGGGCUGGCUGCUGUUGCAGCAGAAGAAGCGAGAGAAACAGUCACACAUCAGGGGGAGGGAUGGAACCAAAAAGCCUCUAUAGUGAUCAAUAUCUGACUGUCUUUUGCAAAUCGCUGCAGUGCUUCACAGGUGUACACUCGAGUAUUCUCAUACGGAUUGACUGAACUGGAGCCACAUGUCACAUGUGCUUCAUAGGAAGAACCGGGGCAUCAUCUGCUGCAAGCUGGAUCUGGAGGAGGAUGCUGCGGCAAGUGAUACACAGAGGGCUGAAAUCUUCCUUCUACUGGCUGGGUUUGUUCGUGAGCAGGCAUCCGGUGUUCUUCCUCACCGUCCCCGCAGUGCUGACCAUCAUUUUCGGAUCCACGGUGCUGAGCCGGUUUAAGCCCGAAACGGACCUGGAGAUCCUGGUCGCCCCGACGCACAGCCUCGCGAAGAUCGAGCGGAGUCUCGCCAACAGCCUCUUCCCCAUCGACCAGUCCAAGCACAAGCUGUACUCGGACCUGCACACCCCCGGCAGAUAUGGCAGACUCAUCCUGCUGGCCAGAUCCGGGGGAAAUAUCCUGGAGCUGGCCGAACAGGUGCUCCAGGUGCACAAGAAGGUCCUGGAUAUGCGUGUCAAUUAUAAAGGCUUCAAUUACACUUUCGCGCAUCUCUGCGUCCUGAGCCACCGGGACAAGAGAUGCCUCCUGGAUGAUAUCAUCACCAUAUUCGAAGACAUUCGCUUGGCUGUUCUGUCUAACAGCACUUUUUCCAAGGUCCCCGUCAGCUAUCCGAAUACCACAUUAAAGAAUGGUCGAGUGUCCUUUAUUGGCCAUCAGCUGGGUGGUGUGGCCUUGCCUGCAAACAGCCGGGAUCAACAGGUCAAGUUUGCCCGCGCCAUCCAAAUCACCUACUACCUCCGCAACCUUGGGCCAGUGGUGCAGGACAUCAUUUCUGAGAAGUGGGAGAGUGAAUUCUGUAAGCUGGUUCACCAGCUGGCUACAGACAGCCAGGAACUACACAUCCAGUCACUCACGUCCUUCAGCUUAUGGCGGGACUUCCACAAGACAGGCGUGCUGGCCAAGAGCGAGGUACUGGUCAGCUUGGUGCUGGUGCUCCUGGCAGCCACCAUCUCCAGCUCUAUGCGGGACUGCUUGCGUGGGAAACCCUUCCUGGGCCUGUUGGGCGUCCUUACCAUCUGCAUCGCCAACGUGACGGCAGCUGGGAUUUUUUUCAUCUCUGAUGGGAAAUUUAACUCUACGCUGCUUGGGAUCCCCUUUUUUGCCAUGGGCCACGGAACAAAGGGUGUGUUUGAGCUUCUGGCAGGCUGGAGAAGAACCAGAGAGAGUUUGCCCUUCAAGGAGAGAGUGGCAGAUGCGUUCGCCGACGUGAUGGUGUGCUACACCAUGACCAGUUCGCUCUAUAUUAUCACCUUCGGCAUGGGUGCCAGCCCUUUCACCAACAUCGAAUCUGUGAAGGUUUUCUGCCAGAGCAUGUGUGUAGCAAUCUUGGUAAACUACUUCUAUGUAUUCUCAUUCUACGGCUCCUGCCUGGUGUUUGCCGGGCAGCUGGAGCAAAAUCGCUAUCACAGCGUCUUCUGCUGCAAGAUCCCCUCGGUGGAGUAUCUGGACCGCCAGCCCACUUGGUUCAAGACCAUGAUGAGUGACGGCCACGAUUUGUCUACGCACCACGACAGCGUACCGUACCAGAACCACUUCAUUCAGCACUUCCUUAGGGAGCAUUACACGGAAUGGAUUACCAACACCUACGUCAAGCCGUUUGUGGUUAUCCUCUACCUGAUUUACGCCUCCUUUUCAUUCAUGGGAUGUUUACAAAUCAGCGACGGCUCCAAUAUAAUUAAUCUGCUAGCUAGUAAUUCGCCCAGCGUGUCGUUUGCCCUGACGCAGCAGAAAUACUUCAGUAACUACAGCCCGGUGAUUGGCUUCUACAUCUACGAACCCAUUGAGUAUUGGAACUCCACAGUACAGGAGCACCUCAAGACGCUGGGCCAGGGCUUUAAUAAGAUUUCGUGGAUCGAUAAUUACUUUCACUAUCUGAGGGUCGUAAAUGUCAGCGCGUCAACCAAAAGUGAUUUCAUCAACAUCCUCAAGACUUCUUUUCUGAGGAGCCCAGAAUAUCAACACUUUGUGGACGACAUAAUUUUCUCCAAAAACGGAGAGGAGUACGACAUUAUCGCGUCCAAGAUGUACUUGGUGGCCCGGACAACCGAGAAGACCAGGGAGGAGGUCGUGGAGCUGCUGGAGAGACUUCGACCUCUCUCCCUCAUAAACAGCAUCAAGUUCAUCGUUUUCAACCCAACGUUUGUGUUCAUGGACCGCUACAGUUCCUCCAUCAUCUCUCCCAUCCUGACAUCAGGUUUCAGCGUGCUCACCAUUCUUAUCCUCACCUUCUUCUUGGUCAUUAACCCACUGGGGAACUUCUGGUUGAUCUUGACUGUCACCUCCGUGGAGCUGGGCGUCUUGGGUCUCAUGACGCUCUGGAAUGUAGACAUGGACAGCAUCUCAAUCCUGUGCCUUAUUUAUACACUCAACUUUGCCAUGGAUCACUGUGCCCCCCACCUCUACACGUUCGUACUGGCCACUGAGCACACGCGGACUCAGUGCAUCAAGAUCUCUUUAGAGGAGCAUGGGGCCGCCAUUUUGCAGAACACCUCGUGUUUUGUAAUUGGGAUAAUGCCUCUUCUCUUUGUGCCUUCUAACCUGACCUACACACUGUUCAAGUGCUCCCUUCUCACAGCCGGCUGCACAGUGCUGCACUGUUUUGUCAUCCUACCGGUGUUUUUGACAUUCUUCCCGCCUUCUAAGAAGCGGCACAAGAAAAAGAAACGUGCCAAACGGAAAGAGCGGGAAAGAGAGAGGGAGCGGGAGAGAGAGGAAAUUGAGUGCAUCGAAGUCAGGGAAAACCCGGACCACGUGACCAAUGUUUGAUUGAAAGAUGUGUGUGAACGCAAUUGGUAAGAAAUCAGCUCCUGUCCACUAGGGGGCGACGUCAGGCAGCACUUCACAGAUCUAGAGGUGGCCGAGUCCGGCACUCUCGCCCCUGGGGUGACCCUCGCGACCCCAGCAAUCAACAACAGUGCUGUCCAGAGUUAAAAACCCCUUCUCACUCAUUUCUUGUGUACCCUUCGUCUAGAACAGUGUAUAACAUCUGCAGCUGCUAGCUUACGUUAGCCGUUAAUGAAAGGUUAGCGAAGGAAGGUUGUCUGUAUACAUGAACUACUACAAAAGGCCUAAAAAGAAGGCCUCCAAAAAUGUUACGAGCAUGAAUCUAAGCAGGUGGGUUCCUGCUUAUAUUAGAUCUCUAGGGGUAUUCCCAAGGGUAUUCGUAUAUAUAUGUUUUGUAAGAGCAGGUAUUACAGCAAGUACAUUUGCUCUUAUUUAGCACCAACACAAUUCUUUUUGAUCACUCUGUGUUUUUCUAACUGUUAUGCACCUCACGUUCCUCCAGCCUUGUUCUUACAUAAUUAAUCAAGACCAACUCUGUUUAAAAAUAACUAUGUGAAAAAUAGUAGCGAACGGAAGUAGCAGUUUUCAGCGUCCAUCAAAUUAUGCAGCACUCUCCUACAAAUUACACUUGGCAUGCAUUUAUCACAAAUGUCCUGUAGCAAAUCUAAUAGUGUGUUUGCAGUUACUCUGGUAGCAGUUAUUUAGAUGUAUUCACUGAGACCCCCCCACCCAAGAGAGGUCCCACCUUAUAACCAGAGCAAAGCAUUAAUGGUCAAAAGAAUGAAUUAUUAAGAGUUGUAAAAGGGGUUUUUCUCCUUUAAAUGUGAAGCGAAAGUACAUUUGUCAAAUCUGACAUUUAGCUGAUAUUCAGACUGUAAUUUGUCUUACUCUUCCGGGUAAAUAAACACUGUCUGAACGUGCUUUGUAUGGAGACCACCGACAUGAAUCACUUAAGUGUUUUGCAUAUAAUAUUAAACUGCAUAUACCAUUUAAAAAAAGGUUAUUCCAAUACACCCAAGUGGCUCAUUCAUGAGAAAAGAGACUUGUAGCAUGUCUUAAAGCUGCAUUGAUAUGAUCUGUUCGUUUAAUUGCUUGUGUGUUUGUUUGUUACAAAACCACAAAUCUGGUCAUGCACCUGUUCCUGUAGUUAAACUGAGCAAUGACAAAGAUGAGAAAGGUUUCCUUUCUGUUGUUUUGUUAUUUUGCACAUUAGGCAAGAUUCACUGAUGGCUGUCGUCUAAAAAUAUACAGUGUCAAAUCACAAGAGUAGAUGUUGUUUCUGAGUGUAGCAUGUGUUUUGUCUGUAUUUGUGUGUUUUUGCGGAGAUGAGCAGUGCAGAUGGUAUACACUGUGUUCACGUUGAAGAAAUAUCUUGCACAAAACAAUAUAAAGGCAUCAAGGUACAUUCUGGUGGAAAUGAGUAUGUCUGUUAUGUUAGAAAUCUCGGUUCUCUUGUCCACAGGAAUAUUAGGCAUUGCAUCAAGUGAUGUAUUAGCAAAGUAGUCGAUCCGGGCAGUUUUGAUCUGUGGGUUAUUUUAUGUGUCACAAAUACGUACAGCACCAGUCAAAGCUGUUGGUAGCUCUUAAGAUGCAACGCAAAAGAUAACGUGGAAAAUGUAAACGUGAAAUGGAUAGUUCAGCCAAAAAUGACGAUUCUGUCAUCAUUUACUCAUUCUCGCGUCAUUCCAAACCUGUAUGACUUUUAUUUUAUGCAGAAUUGUUCUGAGAUUGUUUUAGUCCAAUGAAAUGUAACGGAAUGAAUUGAGGGUGAGUAAAUCAUUACAGAAUAAUUGUUGGGUGAACUGUCCUGAAAUGUGAAAGAUUCUGGAAUGAACUGUGUAGAUGGAGGCAAAAAUCUUUGCUUAUUACCCUCCACUCCUGCAUCCCAGAAGCCUUUUGGCUAAUGUUCUGAUAAUCGCAAAUUAAAAAUAUUUAGUCUAAAUAUUUCAUCAAACUCUGAUUGUCCUAAUCAACAGUGUAAAGGUGUAAUCAAAGUAAUUAUAUCCUUAUCUCAUGCAACAACAAACUGUUCUCGUGCUUGCCAUGUUUCCAUUGGUUCAGAUGUAGAUUCGAACGGAUUCUAGGUCAGUCAUUGCAAUGUAUGCCUCAACAUAGACUGCCUGCCAAAAAAAGUGGAAUUUGAACCCAAAAAUGUAUAAAAAAAAAAAAAAAUACUGCUAGCUUUUGUCCUGCUGUGUAUACUGUACACAUUUCAUGAUCAUCGGACUGUGCAAAACGCAUGUGGUAGCCAGAGCCUUACUGAUCCAGUCAAACAGCUGGGUUCAUUGUAGAGUCAUUCCAAAGGCGGAGGGCCUCUCGCUGGGGAAGGUAUGGUUGACUAGAGUUUACUUGAGAGGUUGAGAUACAUGGACCAAAAGUUUGCUACAGAAAAGUCCAUUAGAAACGAUAAAACGCUUCAUGUACAGUUAUGGUAUUAUGUUUUGAAACGUGACAGGUAUUAGACACGUCAAGAUAAUGGCCACCGUGUUUAGAUGCAACAUUCCAAACCCAGCAGAUUUCAUAAAUGUUAAUCAAUCAAACCUUUAUGUACUUUGUGUCCAAUAUCGAUCCCCAUAUUUUGUAAGAGCUAUAUCAUUUGUGUUGGAAGAGGGCAUGAAAAUUAAAUAUACGAAGACAAGAGAUGCAUAUUGAAAAUGCUAAAAAAAAAUCAUAUACUUCCCAAAAUAACUGUGUAUGCAUGUAAUGUAUGUAUGCAUGUAUUUGGUUAGUGUGUGUAUUUUUUUCCUGACUUUUUGAGAGCUGUAGAUGCUGGAGUGGACAUUUUGUUUUAAUGCAUACUUGAUAUCAUUUUUAAAAAGUUCUGUUUUCCUUUUUUUUUUCUGGUGUGCUUUAAGCCAGUAGGAAAGAUUAUGAAUUGUAAAAUAAAUGUAUAGAAUUUUCUAAUUUUUUUAAGAAAUGAGAAGUGGAAACAUUUUUUAAAGAUGAAGGUCAUGUUAUUAUAAAAAGCAAUAAAGAACAAAAAAAGGAAUAAAACAAAUUCUAAUCUCAGUAGGCCAGUAAUAACUUAUGGAAUGUUAUUUGCAUCCUCACAGGUCAGUUCUUGCCACACUACACUAUGUUUGAUAUUUUGUUGUUACUUACACUAGGAGCCUACGUAAAAAAAAAAUUAAAUCAUAAUAAUAAUAAUAAUAAUAAUAAUAACAAUAAUAAAACUAUUUAAUUUAGCAGGAGACCAAAUCUCUUCCGGCAUAAACCAUUUCUUUAUAGGUGGCCAAAACUGAAUUUUAAUUAGAAAUCGUAAUUAUAAUGCGAUGUGUAGACAUAGGUAUAGAGAGUUUGUAAGAAAUUUGCUAAAUAUAUUGCUAAAGCUAUUAAAACGCCAAAUAACUAUGUUGACAAUUCAGGACACUUAAUUAAGUUACAGUUAUAUAACCCAACUGUACGUAUAUCCGUCUACUAAACUGCUGGUCAUAUCUUUAGUGUUAAGGCUGUAUAAAUGAAAAUCUGCAUACUGUUCUUUUUGUUGUGAUGCAUGUUCUUGGAUCGGACCAUAAAUCACUUAGUUGACAUCCUUAUUAUCUGCUUUAUUUAACUUCAAAGUGGCCCACAAAUCAAAGUCAACACAAAGUCACUACCGUUUUCAGUGAAACUACAGACUUCAGGCACACAGCUAUGUAUUCUGAGGGCCAUAAAUCAAAUAUGCACUUUUGGGCUCAAAUCAUUUUGACAACAAGCAUGUCAUAUUAGAUUUCAUGAGCUAAGACUGUGAAUCACUGCUAAAAUUAUGAAUCAUUUUCAUUACAGGGGACUCAUUUUGCUGUACCCCGUUUUCUGCAAAUGCGAUGUCAGAGGUCAAACAACAAACAGAUACUUUUACCAUUUUACUGCUCUGUGAGGGAGGAAAAGCUCGCUCAACAUUAACAUUUCUCCUAUUUAAAAGCUCGUUCAAAAAUUUCAGGUCAACCUCUGAUUAUUUAUUCAGUAAUCCGCAUUAGGUCAAAAAAAGAACAUUUGAACAGAUUUAUUUUAAUAACCUUACUAUUUCUAAACACAGGCACUUAGCAUUUAUUACACGAGCAGUGAAUACUGUAUAUCACUGUUAUUUGUUUUUAAAGGCUUGUCCUAAUUAGUCAAUAUUUUGUCAUGGGAUUUGCUGUUUAGAAUGCAGAUAACAGUGUUAACAUCUUUUCUUUCGCUUUUCAUUGUGUGUAAUUUCAACUGUAUUAGUCAUUGCCAAGGACAAAAACUCACCGCAAUAAUACAGAAAACCAUAUAAUAUUGUGCAUUCAAGGUGAUGAUAAAAUGGAUAUCAAUCAGCUUUUGAGCAGACACCAGCAUGUAGUAUUUUUCACGAUCAGGUCACUAGUCCUACAGAGCAAUAAUAAGACAAAAGCGCAAAAUUUGUAUGUUUUUGUUGUUGUUGUUGUUUUCCCUCUGGUGCAAGGCUUUUUCAGAAUCUGCCAGGGUCCAAAAUUAACACUUUUCUAAUUAAAUUCAGUGCAAUUCUGUAAAGUGAUCCUGAGCUUGGGAAAGGCACUAACUAAAUCAGUAUUCGUUUUCCCCUUCUUAAACAGAAAAUGCAAGUGUGCAUAGUAUACAGUAUAAAGCAAGUAUAAAUAGGUUUAAAUGGCUUAAUAAAGUGUACGUUUUUGCCUAUAUGUGAAAUGUUCUUCACGGUUAAGUCACCAAAAUAAAAACCUAACGAGAAAAAAGCAACAGUUAAGGUUAAUGCAUACCGAGUUCGAAAUUGUCGUCUCAACUCAAGUUGUCUCAAUCAUGUUUAUGUCCAUCAUAAAAAGUAACAUCUGUGACAUGCAUUUUGAUAGGAAAGGAUGACGAAUGCUAAAAAACAGAAAAACACACACGAAAAUUUUAGACUCGGCAUACAAUGACCUUUACACUUCCUACGAAUAUUUCGCAUAAAAAAAUGUAUAAUGUAACCUCACGUUGUGUCAAUCCAGCCUGAUCUCAUGGCAAUUCAUACAUAUUUAUGAGGUGGCUAAAUCGUUUGACCUCACUCGUACAAAUUCAUACUAUUUUCUGCGUUUUCACCGCCGUGGCAAGCAUUUUGAUAGGAAAGGAUGACAAAAACAAACAAAAACAAAACGUAUGCGAACAUUUCAGAUCCAGUGCAAGGACCAUUAGUCUUCAUAUAUUUCUACAGUUAUAUUUCACUUCAAGGCUGUGCAAUGACCUCCUAAUUAUUGCCAUUGGGAUUUUUAAACAAUAAAACUCAUGUACAAUUUUGUAGUAUAUUUGUUAUGAUAUGCCGUUCUUAAAAAUGUUAAAAAAGUUCCAAAAAAUAAAUGAUUUAAAACACAACAUCAUGUGAGGUAAGUUAAGUUUGGAUCCUGGCCAUAGCAAUGAAAUAUACACAUCUGAAGUCGGGGUUAAUCAAAACAAAUCGGCUAAAUACAUUAAACUAAAUAUAAAACUGGCAUCUCCGACAUGCAUCGGUCUUAUAAUGUUGCAUGGUUUAAUAAGCUCUUUACUGUUAAUAAUUUUGAUUUAGGUGAGGCUACAUAAUUUGUGACCUUCAUAUAAUGAGCCCAAAACAUUCAUGUCUUGCGUUAUACUGUAUAAGCCAACAAUCAGAAGAGAAGACAGCUUCUGUCGAAAGUUGUUCGUCACUGUAUAAAGUCGACUGUGUUGUUUUUACGGUAAAACCAUCCUCCAGCAUGAUAAGUGUAAGGGGAGGUUUUCAAAUAUAUUUUAAUAUUUGUUGCUAAUCAGGAGUGACUUACUGUCAGUGAUCUGAUUUGGUGUCUACUAUUAGGAAAUUAUACUUGACAAUGCAGAUUAACUGGUGUUUAAGGUAAUAUUGUGUUCUUUAUAUUUGGUCGUUUUGGCUUUUAUUUCUUUUGUGUUGAAAAUGACAGUAAUGAAGCAUCAUUGAAGAUCUGUGAUUGUUACGUGAGUGCUCAUCAGCUUUGUUGAAACAAAAUUAGACGAGAAUUAGACUGCCGUGGAUUGUAUGUCAUAUCAAAGCUUUUAAAACGUUAGCUUUUCGCAAUCAAAGACCCACGGGUUCGUAAAAUACGAGACGGUUCAAAGUGCUAAAUAUAUUUUAAUGUGACCAUUUGUUGUACGUGUUGCCAGCAGUGACUCUUUAUAAGCAGCUUAUACAUAAUGUAAAAGGUUAUGUGAGAUUUCAUUGCACACUAAUGCAAUUAGCGCAUACCUGAACGGUUAAUGACAAUAUUGAGACUACCUAAUAUUUCAUUGCUAAUGUUUUUUAACAGAUAAACAAGUAAAUUUAGUUCACUGAUGUGUGUUUGGUAUCUAUGCUAGUUCUUAAAACGAGUCACCCUCAAUACAAAGCAGUAAAUUCUUAGUAUGGACAAAAUUAGUCAAAUCAAUUUAUGAGCCCAAAUAUGUGCAUAAUAGGGUUGUGCAAUGGUAUUACACAGUAGUUUUAUUCCUUAGUAUCAUAGCAAAGAUACAAACUAAGUGAGAUCUUUAGGUAAAAUAAACGGCACUAAAAUGAACAACAUCACAUGAGAAAUUACGGUUAAGAUACUAUAUGCAAAGAAGCUCUCUAUGUCUUUUUUAUGAACACAUUAGUCCUAAAGCAUGAAGGUUUAGUUCCUAUGCUUGUGUAUAACACUGUGACGCUCAUACAAAGUUUACUUUUACGGACAUGCUUGCAUUGCGAGGGAAGCCACCGGUGUGACGCAAAUGAGACGUUUGAUUCUGAACCCAUUUCUAAAGAACAAAACCCAUCAGUAAUGAAACUGUGAUGCUCACAAUGGCUUAAAGCUAGACAAUGUCAUGGUCCUGUGGCCUAAAACCGCUGUUAUGUAAUUCCUAGUCUGUGUUUACUUGUGUGAAUCUGAAUUGUGUUCAUGUAGCCCCAUUUCUUCCUUUCUUAUUUCUCACCGCUUUGCUCUCAGCAGCUCCAGCGCUUAAUUCAAUGAACUGCCGCAAAUGGGUUACGUAACCUAUCUGCAGUGAUUCUGUAUUCUUACUUACUUGAUUACUUCUGUGCUUUGUUCAAAGAGUGUGAAUAGCCCUGAAAACAGGCCCAAAGCGCAAAGUCGCUCAUGCAGAUCAAAUCUUUUCAUUCAGACGGGCGAAAGAAAGAAAGAAGAGCGAGCGAGCGAGCCGCAAGAUUGAUGUCACAUGCUGAUACGAGUCUGUUUGUGCAGUUGUACACUUGUCGGGCGUCUUGAAUUUUUUGAGUUCACUGUGAAGUGGAUAUGUCAGACUUAAAAACAUGACGUUUUAGAUUCCAUUCUGAUGCAAUGACUUGAUUUUAUGGUGUUACCAAACGCACAACGGUAGACGUGAGCAUAGCGUUAAAUGAAUAUGUCUUCCAUUAUUGCGGUGUUCAGUUUGUGACACGCACCAGAACACUGUUUCAUUUGAGUUUCGUCACAAUUCAAGGUAGCGAGUAACGUGAAUCGAUCAGCCAAAAAUAGAAACCAUAGUAAAGCGAUCAUUUAAAGGAAUGUCUUUAAGUCUGAAUUUAUAAGAUGUAUGCAUUUGAAUGCUCUGAAUAUUUUCAUUGUAAACUAUUUUUUACUGCCUGCUAUGUUGAAGCUAUAAAUAUUAUGCUGAUGUACAUUUUUAUAUGGAAACAUGGAAAUAUGGAUUUUUUCAUUAAAGCCUUUGUCUAUGAAACUUCA